CGCACGUCUCCAUUGUCCAAGAUGGCGGUGCGGACGCAGCCUGUAUGAUGCUUCUGUUUGUAAGGCGCUUAUUUUGUAUUUUUUCCGGCAAGUUUCGUCUCCGCGUCCCGCUCCCGGUCGGAGGGAACGCGAGCGCCUCUCCGCCUUUGCUCGCGCUCAUCUUCACGCGCGUCGCGGCGCGGCGGGUUAGUGUCGCUUCGUUUCGCGUCGACCCGGUUUUCCCUCCAUCGCGCGGAAAAGUUUGAAGGGGAGAGAUGAAGCGGCAGGCCGAACGCGACGCGAGCCCCGCGCGAGCCGCCGCUAAACGGAUCCGGGAGCGUGAGAGGGAACGGGAACGGGAGCGCGAGCGGGACCGGGAGCGCGAAGGCAGCCGUAGGGAGGACGCCAUCGCCGCCGCCGCCGCCGCUGUUGCUGCUGCUGCCGCUGCUGCCGCCGCUGCUCCUCCCGCGCUGCUUCCUUCGCCGCCGCUCGCGCUGCUGCUCGCUGACAGCCGCUAUGUGAAGCGCGAGGCGCGCGGCGGCGAACGGGAAAAGGCUCGCGCGCGCGACGAGAGCGGCGCGCAUCAUCGCUUGCAUCACGACGCGAGCGCUCGGUCCGGCCAGCGGGCUGCAGGAAAGGGCAAAGGGUCAGCGGGCGCCGAGCUCCUCGGUGGUCGUGCUGCCGGGGCCGCGGGCGGUGCUGCUGGGAGUAGCAGUGGCCUCGAAUACAAGACACUGCUGGUCAGCAACCUGGGUUCACACCUGUCCGACGAGCACAUCGAGGACGAGCUCUUCCACGAGUUCAAGAAGUUUGGCGACAUGAGUGUGAAGCUCUCUCACACGCCGGAGCUGGGCCGGGUGGCCUACGUGAACUUCAGGCAGGUGGAGAGCGCCCGGGAGGCACGCCACGCCAGGGCCCGGCUGGUGCUGGGUGACCGCCCGCUCCGGGUGGAGCCGGUUUAUGUGCGCCGCCGCAGCUGCACGCCGCCAGAUGUGGCCUAUGCUCCCCUGCUGCACGCCGCUUAUCCAUACAGGCAGCGCUCGCUCUCACCAGGAGCUGGAGGCAGUGCCCUGCGGGACGCUCGAGCCAGACAUUACGCCGAGGGUGUUGUCGGGCUUACCAGGGAGCGAGAGCGACUCUUGGAUUACUACAGUGCUUUGGAGGAGAGGAGCCGUGCCCUUGCGUUACAGAUGCAGGCCGAGGACGACCUGAAACCCGAGGAUGACCAGAGAGCCACUAGAAAUCUGUUUAUCGGCAACCUGGAUCACAAUGUGUCGGAGGCGGAACUCAGGCAGGGUUUCGAGAAGUAUGGUGUUAUUGAGGAGGUGGUGAUCAAGCGGCCGGCCCGCGGGCAAGGAUGUGCCUAUGCUUUCAUCAAGUUCCAGAACUUGGACAUGGCUCACAGGGCCAAGGUGGCCAUGCAGGGCCGGGUGUUUGGGGGGAACCAGGUGAAGAUCGGCUACGGUAAGGCCAAUCCCACCACACGCCUGUGGGUGGGUGGCUUGGGCCCCAACGUGUCGCUGGCUGCCUUGGCCAGAGAGUUCGACCGCUUCGGAAGCAUCCGCACCAUUGACUAUGUGAAAGGAGACAACUUCGCCUACAUCCACUAUGAGAGCUUGGAUGCAGCCCAAGCUGCGUGUGCCCAGAUGCGCGGCUUCCCCCUGGGCGGCCCCAACCGUAGGCUGCGUGUGGAUUUUGCUAAAGCUGAGGAGGUGCGGGCAUACCCACAGCAGUACCAGCUGCCCCUUCCAUUGCCAUCACAUUAUGAGCUUCUAAGUGAUGGUUACGCGCGCCACCGCAGCUUGGAGAGAGAACUAAGGGCACGGGCUCGCUCACCAUCCCACCCGCUUUUUGCAGAGAGGGAACGGGAACGUGGGAUCUCUGAGCGCGACUGCAGUCCUCCUAAGGGCCUGGAGCGCAGGACUAGCACAGAAGCCUUUGGCCGAGGAAGAGCCCGCAGUCGUAGCAGGGAGCGCUGGACUAAGGACAGAGAAUCAGAUCGCAAAGGCUGGGAUGAGCGGCGCAAGCGUCGGAGCCGGAGUCGGAGCAUCAGUCCCGGUGAGCGCCUGUUUGAGGAGCGAGGUCGCGCCAGAGUGAGGGCUGGUGCCCCCUCCACUCCAGAGGACAGCCCAGACCGGGCUCGUGGUCGCCUCCCUGACUCGACCUCCGAGCCCCAAAGCCACACACCUGACAGCAGCCACCAGUCCAGCGAUGAGCGGCCCCAGUCACAGGAUGAUUCAACCCAGCACCGCAAAGGCGGGGAGCAUGAGCGCAACCAUCGCAAGAGCGAGCCAGACCUGGAUGCACAGGUAGACAAGUGCAAGAGUGAGCCAAAAAAGCUCAACACACUGUCCGAAUAUGCCCAGACUCUCAGCAGAGUGUGGCAUGGCUCCCUGGUGCUGAAGAACAGCAGCUUCCCCACCAACAUGCACAUCCUUGAAGGGGGAGCCAGCUUCUUCCUCUCCCUCAUGAAAGACAACCAGACGGGCAGUGCCAAGAUCCCCCAGCUCAAGAUAGCCCAGCGACUGCGGCUGGACCAGCCCAAGCUGGACGAGGUGACCCGCCGCAUUAAGCUGGGCAGCCCCGAUGGCUACACCGUCCUCCUGGCCGUGCAGGGCCCAAUGGAGCGGGACUCGCCACCUCCAGAGCCAGGCCUCCAGAAACGUCUUCUCCGGAACCUGGUUACCUACCUCAGAAACAAGCAGGCAGCCGGUGUCAUCAGCCUGCCCCUCGGCGGGCCUAAAGAUCGUGAGAUGGGGGGCAUGCUGUAUGCUUUUCCCCCUUGCGAGUUCUCCCAACAGUACCUUCAGACUGCUCUGAAAACAGUGGGCAAAAUAGAGGAGGAGCACCUUGUUAUUGUGGUUGUUAAAGACUCACUUUAAUACUCCUUUUCUACAGCAGAGGCAAUGGACAGCUUUGUUUUAUAACUUUCAAUGAAAACAGUAACUGCCUUUCACACAGCAUUCCGUUUUUGGACUAAUUUGGACUGAUUCAUCGCUUUGUAAACUUGAGAAACUUGACAGUUGUUUUUAAUCUUGUUUUUAUCCACAGCAUUCUAGUACCUUAUUGUACCUCAGUUUUUUUAUUGAUAUUGCAUGCAGGAGGCAGUUUUACAGAAGUUCCUCUCCACUGAUACAUUGUGUAUUUGAUGGGAAGUCAAGCAUAGUGAUUUAUGUUGAAGCCGCAAUUUUCCUCUCUUCGCGGUAGCUUUCCUCUGUUCAGUCUAAUAGUUUUGUUUUUUCUGUUUCCUUAUGCUGACAGACCAAGUGUGACUUAAACAUGCCAUAUUCUGAAUGUAGUAGUUGUGACAGCAUUCAUCCAUUACAGGGGAGGGACUUGUCAUUACAGGCAACAUCUACCUCUGGAGUCUUCUUUUGUCAAACAAAAUGUCUUCAGCAACGCCUCUGACAAAUGCACUCGGCAUUAACAGCAGGUGUCCAGAAACUGUACUAAUUUUACGCCCAUAACACUAAUUUUUAUAAGCAAUAGUGCAAACACUAAGACCUGCGUGCUGAUAUGAUGCUGUUGUGUUUUUUAAAUAUUUUAAUUUUUUGUAGCUUUCUCCAGGUCACUAAAUGCAUUUCAGAGUCAUUUUAAUAAGUUUUAAGUGAAGCUGACAUUGAAGCUGCUUUAAAAAAUAUGUAUGAAAUAGUAUGACUGAAAAUCCUUGUUGCUUUUGUGAAGGAAUGCAUCAAUUUGACAAAACUACUUCCGAAAAAGAGUCGUUUGCUUCCUUUAGCAGUUGUAUAACUCAUUCCACAGCGGUUCCUUGACACUCCGUUUUGUUAUUCCACAUGUAGCCUUUUCUAUUGUUUGUAUUUGUCCUAUGUAUGCCAUCUGAAAAUGUAAGUAAACGUUUCAUGGUCUUCUUUUUAA
Pygocentrus nattereri (red-bellied piranha) is the source of this 3855-nucleotide messenger RNA. RefSeq names its product RNA binding motif protein 15B (gene rbm15b). Gene Ontology annotation, cellular component: nucleus. The coding region runs from base 255 to 2861 and encodes 868 amino acids. The record is from RefSeq and is a predicted model, not a curated record. The transcript has a single exon. Gene Ontology annotation, molecular function: mRNA binding. Lineage: Eukaryota; Metazoa; Chordata; Actinopteri; Characiformes; Serrasalmidae. Gene Ontology annotation, biological process: regulation of alternative mRNA splicing, via spliceosome.